GCGGACUGACGGACGGCGGGACGCGGGGACGCGGCAAACAAGGUCAUUAUCCAAGUGUUAGAGGUGGUGGAUCAUCUUCAUAGAGGGGAGUCAGUCGCUGCAAUACUCCGUAACCGAUCUCUAGUGGAAGAGGAGGACCAGCACAUGAAAUUGUCCCUUGGAAGCAGCAAAAUGGGUCUCUCAUCCCAUCUGCAGUCUUCCAAGGCAGGGACCACACGCAUCUUUACCAGCAAUACCCACAGUUCGGUGGUGUUACAGGGCUUUGACCAGCUUCGACUUGAAGGAUUGCUUUGCGAUGUGACGAUGCCUGGUGACACAGAUGACGCCUUCCCUGUGCAUAGAGUCAUGAUGGCCUCGGCUAGUGAUUACUUCAAGGCAAUGUUCACAGGUGGAAUGAAAGAACAAGAUUUAAUGUGCAUUAAGCUUCACGGUGUGAGCAAAGUCGGCUUAAGGAAAAUUAUUGAUUUCAUUUAUACUGCAAAGCUUUCUCUUAACAUGGACAACCUUCAGGACACCCUCGAAGCUGCCAGUUUUCUUCAGAUUCUGCUGGUUUUGGACUUCUGCAAAGUAUUUCUCAUAUCUGGGGUCACUUUAGACAAUUGUGUCGAAGUUGGUCGGAUUGCCAACACCUACACUCUGACAGAAGUGGAUAAAUAUGUCAACAGUUUUGUCUUGAAGAAUUUUCCCGCAUUGCUGAGCACUGGGGAGUUCUUGAAGCUCCCUUUUGAGCGUCUUGCCUUUGUGCUUUCCAGUAAUAGCCUUAAGCACUGCACUGAACUUGAGCUCUUUAAGGCUACCUGUCGCUGGCUACGCCUAGAAGAGCCUCGGAUGGACUUUGCUGCCAAAUUAAUGAAGAACAUACGAUUUCCACUGAUGACACCGCAGGAGCUCAUCAAUUAUGUGCAAACCGUGAAUUUCAUGAGAACUGAUAAUACCUGUGUGAAUCUCCUUUUGGAAGCCAGCAAUUACCAAAUGAUGCCAUACAUGCAGCCAGUGAUGCAGUCAGCCAGGACUGCCAUUCGCUCUGACACCACUCAUUUGGUCACACUCGGAGGAGUUCUGAGGCAGCAGCUGGUUGUCAGCAAGGAAUUGCGCAUGUAUGAUGAAAAGGCCCAUGAAUCGAAAUCGUUAGCCCCCAUGGAUGCCCCGCGGUACAAGCAUGGCACUGCUGUCAUUGGAAAUUUCCUCUAUGUCGUCUGCGGACAGAGCAAUUAUGACACAAAAGGAAAAACAGCAGUCGAUACGGUCUUCAGAUUUGAUCCUCGCUACAAUAAAUGGAUGCAGGUCCCAUCUUUAAAUGAAAAGCGCACCUUUUUCCACCUAAGUGCCCUCAAAGGAUGUCUGUAUGCAGUCGGUGGGCGAAAUGCAGCUGGUGAACUGCCCACAGUGGAGUGUUACAAUCCAAGAACAAAUGAGUGGACCUAUGUUGCCAAAAUGAGUGAACCCCACUAGGGCCAUGCUGGAACUGUGUAUGGAGGAGUCAUGUAUAUUUCAGGGGGAAUCACUCAUGACACUUUCCAAAAGGAGCUCAUGUGCUUUGACCCUGACACCGACAAAUGGAUCCAGAAGGCGCCGAUAACCACGGUCAGAGGCCUGCACUGCAUGUGUACGGUGGGCGAGAGGCUCUAUGUCAUUGGCGGCAAUCACUUUCGAGGCACAAGUGAUUAUGAUGAUGUCCUAAGCUGUGAAUACUACUCAGCUAUCCUUGACCAGUGGACCCCAAUUGCUGCCAUGUUAAGGGGGCAGAGCGAUGUCGGGGUUGCAGUCUUUGAAAAUAAGAUCUACGUGGUCGAUGGGUAUUCCUGGAAUAAUCACUGUAUGGUGGAGAUAGUGCAGAAAUAUGACCCUGACAAAGAUGAGUGGCAUAAGAUGUUUGAUCUCCCAGAGUCCCUCGGUGGCAUCCGAGCUUGUACACUCACGGUGUUCCCGCCCGAAGAAACCACACCAUCACCUUCUAGAGAGUCCCCCCUUUCUGCACCUUAAGAUCAACCCCGCCCCGCGACUAAGAUGCUGUGUUCCUAUCUUUGCAGCGUGUCAUGAAUUCUCUUCUUUUGCGCCCCCUUUAGUAGUGUAUGUUAGGAUUAGCCUCCAGUAAUUGUUACAGAUAUUGGAAAAAAAAAAAAAGACAACAUUGAUGUUAUUUGUGCUGUUUCUUUGGCUUAGGGUGUUUAUAAAGUUGGUAACAAAACCAUUCUGGAAAUGUAUCCCAUUGAAGCUGAUGUUUAACAUAUAAAAACAAAACAAAACAAAA
Messenger RNA from Mustela erminea (ermine), 2251 nucleotides. Its product is annotated as kelch-like protein 13. NCBI's taxonomy places the organism in Eukaryota, Metazoa, Chordata, Mammalia, Carnivora, Mustelidae. Gene Ontology annotation, cellular component: Cul3-RING ubiquitin ligase complex. Gene Ontology annotation, molecular function: ubiquitin-protein transferase activity; cullin family protein binding. The record is from RefSeq and is a predicted model, not a curated record. Gene Ontology annotation, biological process: protein ubiquitination; regulation of cytokinesis.